This is a messenger RNA of Scophthalmus maximus (turbot), 6687 nucleotides long. It is a transcript of the gene rnf44, whose product is annotated as ring finger protein 44. Bases 1443 to 2765 code for a protein of 440 amino acids. The record is from RefSeq and is a predicted model, not a curated record. NCBI's taxonomy places the organism in Eukaryota, Metazoa, Chordata, Actinopteri, Pleuronectiformes, Scophthalmidae. The transcript has 11 exons.
CGUUAUUUAUUAACUCUUCCUGGACAAAGUGGGCCCGAUUUGGUGACAUGUAAGGGCCCAUUAAAGCUGGCCGAUUCUCUAGUUCAGCAUCACAUCCAAUGUUUUGCAGCUGCAUUUUGCUUGUCCGGGAGAAUCCCGAUGGGUGUUUCUUUACUUAGUCAAGCAAGUGCAAUAUUACAUAACCAGCUGGGUCAUCUACAGGAGGACACUGUGGCCUCCAGUGACAGUCAAACAGACAGCAGGCCACCGUAGACUCACAGACCUGCAGUAGCGUUCUUUACAUUUGUUGUUUGGGCUGAAUCUAAUGAAUUACAAUGCAAUUUUGCAAUCGGUUGAACUUGAUCACUGAUGUUUUUUGUUGUCCAAGGGCUGCCACAGAGAUGCUUAAGUUGGGGAAACUCCCAAACUUUUUUCAAGUCGAUGAUGCUCAGGUUGUGAUUAUGACAGUCAGUGGUGGAAGAACUGUCUACUACAAAGUAAAAGUAGCGAUAAUACAAUAUAGAAAUACUACAUCCUGCUAAAUAUUAUGAGAAAAAAGUGCACAAGUACUAAGUACACUGAUAAGUACUAACAAAAAAAUUAAUUGUGUUUUCCAAAAGUUAAAAUACUUAUUGUGUAGUGUCCUGUCAGUGUUAUUUAUUAUGACUCGACCUUAAAACCAUUAUUAUUAUUUCUAUACUACUAAUGUAUAAGCAGCAUGUCUAUUUCAGGUGGACCCAUGGUUUUGAUUAACUUAUAUAUUGAGGGAUACUUCCAACAGUUCUAUGUAAUGAUUUAGCAUAUAAAAUGUUCACUUGAAACUCAUAAAUUACAAAUAACAACAGGAAGUUGGUCGUGUUGAUAUUGACACUGUAGCUGAAACAUAUGACUGUCUGUGUUUGCUGCGCGCCGAUUGGUCGCUUGCACACGGGGGCGUGGCUUCGCCAUAACAAUGCAUUUCAAGGCACAGACACGCGCGAGGGAAUGUUUUCUGUUGCUGUGUCGCUAACGUCACUGUUUGACACCUUUUAACGGGUUCUCCUGCUCAAGGCGAACACCGCCGUUAACCGACAGGAGCAUUUUCGCCGAUUCUGGAUAUAACGGAUCCCCCCGCCCCCCAUGCGGCAGUCGGAUAAACGUUGCAUUAGCUGGUUAGCGUUAGCAAGCUAAUAGGAGCACAGUCGGGGACAUUGUCAAACAUCUGUCGGGAGGAAGCCGCGGGUCGAUCGGCAGUCGGUCAACGUCGGUCGCUCAGCGGGUGAUGGUGGUCGGCGAGACGCGGCUGCACGCGAGGAUAAGUUGAAGGGAGGCGACGUGUCGGAGGCUGGAACACCUGCCCAUCUCCAUCUCGCCGGAGCGAGCGAACUAGCAAAGAAAGGUUAAGACAAUCAGAGGCAACAUUCAAGUGCCUCCACUGUACAGUUUCCAUUCCCAGAGAGUGACUCGUCUGCACGACGUCACCAAUGCGACCAUGGGAAAUAGCAGUAAAUAGGCUGCCACCAACAGCCCCCUUGAAUCCGAGGAGGUUCCUCGGAGAGCCCUGCAACGCCCCGGUGCAUCUCAGGAGAAGCCCACCAGUGAGACGCCAGUGGGGGAGACGAGACAGACCGGUGCUGCACACUUCCCUGGUCCACGAUGAGAACUUCCACCAUCUGCUUUUUUCCCAGCAUCACCAACAGGUUCCUUUAGAUGAGUCCAGACAAUACAGCCACACCAGCACACCACCACGCAUGCUUCACCCUGCUGCUCACCUGCCCCAGCAGAGUCCCAUCAUGGUGGAUCUACAUGACCAGAUGCACCAGGGAUCAGUUCCAAUAUCAUACACUGUUACGACGGUGACGACACACGGAUUUCCCAUCCACACCGGGCAGCCCCUUCCAGGGUGCAACACUCAGCAGCUCCCAGCAUGCUCGGUAAUGUUCAGCGGACAGCUCUCUCUGCUCUGCUGCCUUCCUCCUCCUCUCAUACAGGCAUGUACCAUGCAGCAUAUGCCAGUGUCUUAUCAAGCCUUUCCACCCCUGAUCUCCAGCGAACAUUUUGUAUUGCACCCAACCCCGUCUGUACCCCCCCACCAGCCGCCGCACCUUACUCCUUUGAGCCAGUUUGUCCCUUUACAGCCUCAGCACCCACGCAUGCCUCUACAUAGGGUAGAGAAUGAAGUUGACCUAAGGGGGGACCAGCACCCAUUAGGGACCUUCUCCUACCCUCCCUCUCAUCACCCACCAGCGCUGCCUCCUUCUCUGCCCCUGCAGUACCUUCCUCAAGAGCCUCUGCAUCAGGAGCUUCCCUUUGGAGUGCCAUAUCCCCACAUGUUGCCCCGACGAGUGAGCGCCCAGAGAUACCGGUUGCAGCAACCGCUUCCCCUUCCUCCACCCCCUCCAUCUUACUACCCAGGCUUCCUCCCGUACUUCCUGUCCAUGCUUCCUGUGCCUCCAACAGCGGUGGGCCCAGCCAUCAGUCUAGACCUGGACGUGGACGAUGUGGAGAUGGAGAACUACGAGGCACUACUGAAUCUGGCAGAGAGGUUGGGUGAAGCGAAGCCACGCGGACUCACAAAAGCAGAUAUAGAGCAACUUCCGUCCUACAGAUUCAACUCAGAGAACCAUCUAUCUGAACAAACGCUGUGUGUUGUGUGCUUUAGUGACUUUGAGUGUAGGCAGCUACUGCGGGUAUUACCUUGCAACCACGAAUUCCAUGCCAAGUGUGUGGAUAAAUGGUUAAAGACCAAUCGCACUUGUCCCAUCUGCCGAGCCGACGCCUCGGACAUACACCGGGAGGUGGAGUGAGAACUGUCUCUUGAGUGCUGAACUGGAAAGCUGCACACACCAGAGUCUGUCCCAGAGCUGGGGACACCUGCCACCUUACCUGCGUCCUCCAGUAAAUCUAGCUUACCAACCCACCACUCCUGCCCCCUCCCUAAAUGAUAAGCAAUCCAGGAUUGUUUCUGGAGCCUGUUGUACCUCUGCUGUGCUUCAUGGUCUGAGUCUCAUGAAACCCACUGCCUAUCGCAGCCUAUAGCCAGAGUUCUGGGAUCGCCAGCCAGUUCUUUCUCUGCCCCCUCGUUGCAGAUUCCAAAGAUUUUCCCAACAAAGCAUUGUUUGCUGCUUUUGUUUACAGGGUUUCAUUUUUCUUUUAAUGGAUUCGGUUGUGGUGUACGUGAAUAGCGGGCGUCCUGCUUUGGAGGAGAGGAGUCAGGAGCGUGGAGGAUCAUAGGCUGGACACCUUGUGCAAUUAGCAGACAAAUAAUAGGAAAACUUCAACAUGGGUAUCUUUGUUUGGAGGCGACGCCUGACCAUCAUAGAUGCAUGAUUGUGUACGGUGUUGGGCGAAUUCACUUGUUAAUAAUGUAUGUUCUGCAAUAAUAUAUUCAUCAUUUCAACAGUUUUACCCCUUAUCUGUUUAAGGUUUUUGCCAAUGCUAUCGUGAAAGUGUGACUUGCUGUGUUUAAAUGCAGAUUCUGUUGAGCCUGAGGUUGUGGGACAUGCAAAUUCGGGUUCUCUUCUACCCCAGAUAAUCCACUCUGGAACACAGAUCUGUACAGAAGCAGUCAUGGAUUAAUGGACUGCGUCUUUUUGAGGUCAUCUGGCAUAACUGCACAAGUGCUACAUCCACCCUCCACAUCAGCAUAGUUCCUCCGGCAAGGGUGUACGCGCACGCGGGCGCAUUUUGUGUGUGUAUGUUUGUCCUGUUCACAGACCCGAUGCAUUGUGUAACCACUGGAUACAGGGCAGCAUGCUAGGAUUUGCAUGAACUGUUGAUUCAGACUAGCAAUAUUUUAAUCAAGCAUUGCCACCAAACUAUCACACAGAAGCUUACUAAAAGAACUGCUUGCUUAUUCAGAAAGCGCCGCGAGGGAAGACUUGCAUGUGGUUCCACCCUGACUGCGUUUAAGGAUGGGGGCCCUCGUCUAAAGGGUAUGCUGUUGCCAUAGAGCUCUGGAGGCCUGUGCAGAAAGCAAUAUGUGCAGUGAGUGGCAAGUUUUGAAUGAACAUUUUCUUGCCCUUUUAGGAAGACUGAGCUUUUUAUUUCUUUUGUCUGUGAGCCAAAUCCAAGAUACAGAUAUAGCCUACUGUUCAAGUUUUCAGAUCUGCCUUCUAAUGACCUUGACAAGCACAAACCUAUUACUAACCCUUAAAAUACUUUGACAUUUCUCACUUUUACUUUACUUUUAAAAGUAUGCCGUUUCAAAAAAAAAAAAAGUUUAUUUAUUGGUUAUAUCAUCUAGAGAGAAAAAAACCUUGAAGGAAACAGUUGGAGCACUAACACUGUUUGUGUAUGGUAUGAUAUGUGUUAUAUUCUGGUAACUUGGUCAGGUCAUUGUCUUAGGCCAUGGUGAUGGUGUUGUAAUAGAGCAACUGUAUGUACAGCUCGAGUGUGAAUGAUUUUAGAUCAACGUUUGAAGACAGAAGAAUGUUGAAAACCCUUGUAGAAGUCACUGGUGACACUCUGUGCAAUGCCAGCCGUCUGUGUCCCACAGUGGUCAAGUGCUCAGUAGUGUCGGAACACUGUUAGACUUCUAGUCCCCUGCUUUUGUGGUCACACGAAGAAGAAAAAAAAAAGAAUAUAUUUGGGGCAGGAGGGAGAAGAGCAACAAAUGAACUUUUGCUUUGGAUUCACUCUUGUCUCUUAGCUGCCCCAGUAAGCACUAACAGGCAACUGUAACCUUUGCUUUUUACGUGUGAACGGUUCUUGCCUCUUUUUUUUUUCUUUACCUUUGUUUCUUCAAGUGAAUGUGAGUCUUUGACGUCUGUGCCACCUUCAAGAGAAAAAAGAAGCCAUUUAAAGUUAAAUGAGUUAAACCCACAGCUUUGAGAAUUAACCUAUGUGUACAUAUCUAUUCGCUGGCAUAUAUUGUAAGUUUUAAAAAAAAAAUCACUCAGGGCCUCUCAGUAUAUAAAAAAAUAAAGGAGAACAGUCCAUUUGAAAUGGAAAGGAUGCCAUGAAAAGGGUAUAUCUGAAUUUAGUUUGGUCUUUUUCCUCAGACCAUAAACAAUUUAAUGUAAUCAAUUAUAAUAUUCUGUUUUGUCUGAAAUAGUAGAUAUUAUAUCAUUUAAAGACAGGCAUGCACGAAAAAAAGAUCAGUAAAUAUGUUAUUAAUAUUCACUGAAAAGAGGCGAUGUACACUGCAACUCAUUACAAGUGUAUUAUUCAAACCCGUUUGACUUUUGUUCUUGUACUCGGACCACAUGUUGAGACACAUAGCGGUUGUGAUCCCAUCUCUAAAUGUGCAGCAGUGCACACUAUCCUACCUAAUUCACUCCCAAAUCGACUUCAGAGGUGUUUGCAUGACUUUGAAAAAAAGAAAAAAAAAAGUUAACCAAGUGUGUUAUAGUGGAGGAUAUCUCAAAAAUCUGGCGGGGGAUCUAUUUAGUGGUGCACAAUAUGCAUGCUUGUCAACCAGAUCCCAACUGAUUUUUAGCUCUAGUUGGCUUUGGAUUCUGGGGGUUUGGAUCUUAACGCUCAGCUGAUAACUGCCAUGCAUUGUACUGCACACAUUUGUAAUAGAACUGAAUGACUACAAGAUUUUAUUGCGCUAAACUUCAUUUUAUAGAAAAAAAACACAAAGAAAGAAAGAAAAAAACAACUGGUCUUGAAUCCAGAAAUUCUUACAUACAUUGUGUUACUGUUAUUGCCCUAACGACUGAAAAAUAACAUGCUCUGAAACUACUGUAGUUUAUCAAAAGCCAUAGUGAAAAGGUGCUAGAUGUUCUGCUUUUAGGUAUGAAAAACUCACUUGCGUGAAUGCAAUAGUUUGUCAUGGACCCCAUGUAUUCUUAAAGCAUGUAAUACUAAUACCCCUUAACAAUGUCAGUGAAAAUCAAUAUAGUUUAAGGGAUUAAAAAAAAGGAUGGUGUUGUCAUAAUUAUUUCAGUGUAGUACUAUACCCGCAUAUCAGGCUCUUCCUCUCAGUGUAUCAAUAUCUUAAAAUGUAUGGUUCACAUAUAGAUACCUUGAUUCCUGUUGAUGUUGGCACUAUUCAUUUUUGGAGUAAAUAUUGAAUUGACAAUAUCCAGCCGCCCUGUUAAAUUAAGAGAACCUCCUGUUAAGGCCUAGCCAACAAAGUCACUUUUAAUAACAACUGAGAAUAGAGUCUUGUAGUCUUUCUGUUAAGCAUUCUUGAAUAAUCUCACAGCUUGUGUGGUGCAAAAAUAUGUUCCAAUAAGCAGCUAAACCUUAUUUAGGAUUUGUGAUUGAUUGCUCCGUAGAUGCCAUUUAUUGUUUACCAAUGAUUUUUUGCUGUGGUGGGAUAGUGGUUUACUCUUCUUACUCUCCCUGGCCCCUUGGGGUCCUUUUGCCUGAACACCAGACUACCCACCCGCCAACAGAGCCAGGGGCAUGUGUCCUGUGUUAGGCAGAUAUUUUGCUUUGGUACUUGCACAUUUACAGUUACCUCAUUUUUUCCAUGUUUGUAUUGGGGGUGGGUGGGGGGGAGAAAACGACUAAUAUAUAUUAUAUAUAGGAAAUGGUUCUUAUUGUUAUAAUUUUUCAUUCCAUUGGAAUCAUAUUGUUUGUAGCAUUUAACAUAACUAGUUAGUGUAUUAUAUAUACAUCUGUAUACUGUUUGAAAUUUUUAAGAUUUGUACUUUUUUUAAAUGAAAGUUGCUAGUUAUGCUUUACCAAGUAGUGCAAUCAUAUUUUUUUUUAAUUGUCGUGGCUGAUCUGAGAGGGUUGUUCACUAAUAAAUGUAUGAUGUAUAUCAAUAUCAAA